AUGAUUUCAAGGGCCACAGCUUCCGGUUUCCCAGAUCUCUCUCAAGGCCUGCACAAUAUAUUUCCUGCUGCUGCUGCUGUUAAUCUGGUUUCACCCUCUGUUGAAUCAGCUCCCUCUCAAUCAACCUCGCUCAUGUUCAAUCUCUCCCUCCUCAAAGACAGGCUCACUCAUGUCCAGACACUCGCGGGUAUUCUUAUUUCCUCGGAUCAGACCUUACCAGACUCUACCUGUACAACCUUAGCCAGUAUGAAUUCUAUCAUCCAGGAAUUCAUUGUCACUGCCUCCUCCAUGGUGCUCACGUGCCAACACAUGUUCCUUAGUUUCUCUCCACCACCAGGUACCCAUUGCACUGAAUCCAACUUUGGCCAUUAUACAAGUAUGCACAGUAGUAAUAAUACGAAUAACAUAGCUCCACACAGAGAGCAAGGUAUCUUCUCUAGUCCUGAUGAUCAAACCUUGAACUGGUUCGGUGGUGAAAGCUAUGAUAACAACAAUAACUGCGUUAAUAAUCUCAAGGAUGAUGAUCCGAGUGCUGGGCUUAGUGAAACGAAGAGAGAAUUGUCUCAAAGGGAUGAGACGGAUGAACCAAAGAACGAGGACAUAAUCGAAUUGGAUGCUGCUGAUUUGCUGGCCAAGUACACACAUUACUGUCAAAUUUGCGGGAAAGGGUUUAAACGAGAUGCGAAUUUGAGGAUGCAUAUGAGAGCUCAUGGGGAUGAGUACAAGACAAGUGCCGCCUUGAGCAACCCGAUGAAGAAUAGAGACAAAGAAUGUUCGAUGAGCACGUUCAGGCCUAAGAAAUACUCAUGUCCGCAGGAAGGAUGUAGGUGGAAUCAGAAGCAUGCCAAGUUUCAACCGUUGAAGUCAAUGAUAUGUGUGAAGAAUCAUUACAAGAGAAGUCAUUGUCCGAAGAUGUACGUGUGCAAAAGGUGCAAUUUGAAGCAUUUCUCAGUGCUGUCUGAUCUGAGAACACAUGAGAAGCACUGUGGGGAUCUCAAGUGGCAGUGUUCGUGUGGUACAACGUUUUCAAGGAAAGACAAGCUCAUGGGCCAUGUUGCUUUGUUCGCCGGGCAUGCUCCAGCUGUCAGUGGCUUGUCCUAUUCUGGAAAAUUGGUCGAGCAGCAGGCAUUGCAAAUGCAGGAAGAUGGCGGUAGUGCAAGAUCAUAUGUUUGAUAUAUACUAGAGUGUUGGAUUUUGGAUAAAUAAAAACUGCAUAUUACAUAGUUAACCACGUGCAGUUCUAUAUAUGAAAGCUCAAAAUUGUCUUGUGAUUCGACUUUUAAGUUAUCUAACUGUGAGCCAUGAGACAGGAUAGGAAUUUGAACUUUGUAGCAUCUUGUAAUUUUAAUACAGUUUUUUUU
This is a messenger RNA of Neltuma alba, 1361 nucleotides long. RefSeq names its product protein SENSITIVE TO PROTON RHIZOTOXICITY 2-like. The record is from RefSeq and is a predicted model, not a curated record. Gene Ontology annotation, biological process: response to acidic pH; response to aluminum ion. Lineage: Eukaryota; Viridiplantae; Streptophyta; Magnoliopsida; Fabales; Fabaceae. Bases 1 to 1173 code for a protein of 390 amino acids. The transcript has a single exon.